AAAAAAUAACGCUGGAUUGCUGGAGACCUGGAGUAACCUAAGGUCCUAAACCUAAUUCUUUUCUCCUUUCCGCCGUUCUGGCUCUUCUCCUCUCACCGUGUUUCUCUCUCAAAAAUCUUUCACUCUGCGAAUAUCCUCAGUCGAAGCCUCCGGGCCGCCGGGCCGCCGCUCCUCCUCUCCAAUCUCCAUCUCCAUCAUCUUCUCUCAUACGUAACGAGUUCGCCUGACCGUCGCUCCUCCUCUCCGUCUCCAUCAUCUAAGUUUGUCGAAGUUUUCCAGGGACUAAUAUAUGGAUUUUUCAAGUAGUGGGGAAAUGCAUGAUUCUUCUGCCACAAGUCAUGCUCCUCCAAACGCGAAUUUGGUAUCUCGAAAUGAUGACUUGGAGUACCAAGCUUCUGCAAUGAGAGAAGAUCUGCCCCCUAUUGAGCCAAGUAAUCCAUUAAAACGUCCUGCUAGUGUUGAUGUUGCUGCCCCUUCAGAUGGAACUAAAAAAAAACAGAAAAAAACGUUCUGUUCAAUGGGAUAACUAUGAAGUAAAGAUUAUAAAUGGAGAGGAAAAGGCUCAAUGUUUGUAUUGCACGACUCUUAUUGGGUGUGCAACAACUUAGGGAACUUCUGCACUAAAAAAUCAUAUAUUGAGGUGUAAGGCUUACCCCCCAAACAUUGACCAAAAACAAAGGUUGUUGUCCCUAAGUCAACAAACUCAAUCAACUCUUGAUGCAAAUCUGGUGGAUCAAAAACAAGGAAGACUCGACUUGUGGAAAUUCAACCAAGAAGAUACCAGACAAGCAUUAGCUAAAAUGGUGAUAAUGGAUGAAAUGCCUUUUCGUACGGUGGAGCAUGAAGGUUUUCGCAACUUCAUGAAGUUCGUCUUAUCUUGUGCGGCGGCGCUAUUCUUCUACGACGAUCGGAACUCUUCCAGCCUGUGGGAAGCAUUGAAUUCAUUACCUGACGCAAUUGAAUUGGUUAGUUAGGCAAACCUUCAUUCCUAGAUGAUCAUUCGAUUGGUAAAUAGUUCAUUGCUUCCCACAUGCUUGAAAUCUUUCCGCCUUUGGUUACUGGUUAGGAUGGUGGUUUGAUUAACAACUUGAUAGGUUGUUAACAGGCAGGACAAGUGUUGCAAGCAUCAUUGCUCGGUUUGGUUCCGAGUGUUUCCGGCUAUCCUUGCUUUGCCUCUUGAGUGCGUUAGAUUAAACAGCUGAUGGUUUGUGCAGGGAACUGAACAUUUGGAAAUAGGUAGCGUGCCACCUUAUGUGAUGAAUCAAUUCUUGAGUAGUUCGUAUGUAAGCCGUCCAAGAUGCAGCAAGCGCAUGAGGAGUGUGCAGGCCAUGGCUGAGCCUACAGGUUCAUGCAGUGAGUUGCCUGAGGUUAGAACACAACCACCCAAGAAACCGAGGGCAAAGAAUACUAGGCCAAAACCACCAAAGGUGCCUGCUGCAGUGAUUGGACAGCCAUUACCGGCUGCACCUCUUGCACUAUCUCCACCUGAAUAUUGCCCAAAAUGUUCUGCAAAGAAGUUCCAAUUUGAGUCGCUGCACUUUUGUUGCGGCAAUGGAGAAAUUAAACUAGCUUCCAAUGCAUACCCAGAUGAUCUUGUAAAGCUAUUUGAUUCCCGAGACAGUGAUGCUGUGCAUUUCAGAACAUAUGCACGGCUUUACAAUAAUCUAUUUGCUUUUAGCUCCCUUGGGGGGGACUUAAGUUCGAAGACCGAAAAAGGCAUAUAUGUAUUUAAGCUACAUGGGCAAAUAUAUCACUAUCUCCCUAAUUUGCUUCCCACUAAUGACAACCUUAAAUAUUUGCAACUAUACUUUUAUGAUGGCCAACACGAGGCUGAAAAUCGGGUAGGCUGUUUCCCAGAAUUAAAGCCAGAAAUUAUCGCUAUCCUAAUGAAUGUCAUGCAAAGAAACCCAUAUGCUAGAUUUUUUAGAUCCUUACAAGAAAUGGAGGUCCAUGAAGAUACCCAGAUUUUACUUAACAAAAACACUGUGCUAAAUCAGAAUGUCUAUAACGCUCCUACAUCCGAUGAAGUUGCAGUCAUUUGGUCUGAAAGCACAUCUUCCAGUACAAGUAGAAGUCCACAUAUAUUGGUUUCCGGAAAAUCAAACAGUUCCCAUAGAAUAAUGCAUUAUUAUGGUUGUUAUGAUGCACUUCAGUAUCCGCUCUUAUUCCCAUUUGGAGAUUGUGGAUGGCAUCAAGGGCUUAAAAAGAUGUCAACGGGUGGGCAACAACAGCUUGCCACUCAUCAGGAUCCUGUCUUAUCGUGUGCUGUCCACACUGUUGAAGACUUCUUGGCUCAAGAAGAUAACCUUGCUCAUCAAGGUCGGGAAGGAUCAGCUAAGCAUAUCUCUUGCAGAGAGUAUUAUGCUUAUAAGCUUCAGAUACGCCCUUGUAACAUGCUGCUAAGGGCAGGGAGGUGCUUCCAACAGUACAUUGUUGACAUGUACGUGAAGAUUGAAAACACUCGCUUGGACUUUUUCCGAAAGAACCAGCAAACUAUCAGGGCAGAUUUGUACCAAGGUAUACUCGACACUGUCGAGAGCGGUGAAAACAGUGCAGCUAAUGUGGGGCAUCGAGUUGUGUUACCACCAAGUUUUCUGGGGGGGGCUAGGGAUAUGAAAAAGAGGUAUUUGAAUGCGAUGUCCUUAGUUAAGAAGUAUGGGAAGCCUGAUUUGUUCCUUACAAUGACGUGCAAUCCUAAUUGGCCAGAGAUUAAACAAGAGUUGGCUGUCGGAGAGGAGGCACAAAACCGGCCAGAUUUAGUUUCAAGGAUUUUCCGUGCUAAACUGAUAGCGCUAAAACACCAUAUCAUGAAAAAAAAAAUAUUUGGUGAAGUUGCUGCUAUGAUAUAUGUUGUUGAGUUCCAGAAACGGGGGUUACCGCACGCUCAUUUCCUUGUUAUCCUUAAACCCAAUUCUAAGAUUAGAAGCCCUGCUGACUUUGAUAAGUUUGUUUCUGCUGAGAUCCCUCCUCUUGCCAACCCUCACUUGAGGAAGAUUGUUCUUCAACACAUGAUGCAUGGCCCAUGUGGACAACUGAACCCUGAUUGUGCGUGCAUGAAACGGAAAGGUAAUGAGGGGCACUGCAAGUAUGGAUAUCCGAAAAAAUUUGCUGCCGAGACAACUAACAGCAGCGAUGGAUACCCACUUUAUAAAAGGAUAGAUACUGGAGAAAGUGUUUGUAUUCGCAGGGUUAAUAUGGAUAACAGGUCAGUUAUUCCGUAUAACCCGUACCUAUCAUCACUUUUUGAUUGCCACUUAAACGUUGAGGUUUGUUCGACCAUAAUGGCAGUCAAAUACCUGUACAAAUAUGUGUACAAGGGCCAUGACAGGAUCUCAUUCAACGUGCAGGAUGGUAGCACUGCUAUUGUUGAUGAGAUACAACAGUACCAGGCUGGGAGGUGGGUUUCCCCGUGUGAGGCAGCAUGGAGAAUUUUCGGGUUCGAUCUGUUUGAGAUGUUUCCAUCGGUGUUGCCUCUGCAAAUACAUCUGCCUAACUUGCAGACAAUCCAGGUAAUGCCUCAUGAGAAUUUAGACGAGAUCAUUUUAAAUGAUAAAAGAUCUCGAACUCAACUUACAGAAUUCUUUAGGAUGAAUGCUGCCACACCUGAUGGAACGGGCUAUACAUAUGCAGAAUUUCCAGAGCAUUAUAAGUGGGAGGGUAAAGAAUGGAAAAAAAGAAGCAACAAGACCGUUGUUGUUGGCAGGCUCACUUUUGUAGCACCUGCUGAAGGGGAACGUUACUUCCUCAGAUUAUUACUGAUGCAUGUGGAUAGCCCGCGAUCCUUUGAUCAUCUCCGAACUGUUGAUGGAUAUAAGUGUGCCACUUUUCAGGAGACAGCUCUGCGGCUGAAAUUGCUAGAGGAAGACAACGCUGUCGACUUGUGCUUAGCUGAAGCGUGUGAAGUGCAAAUGCCGACUGCAUUCCGACAGCUCUUUUCAACAGUGCUGAUCUUCUGCCAGCCAAGUGACCCCAAUGCCCUCUGGUUAAAAUACUACGACGCUCUCUCUGAAGAUUAUAGGCACCAGUAUCCGAGUUCUGAUAGCAGGUCAAGGGAGCUCACUGUUAGAUCUGUUGAGCAAUCUCUUGAAGCAAUGGGGAAAUCAUUUAGAGACUUUGGCCUACAACAUUUAAAUGAUUUUCAAGAUGAAGAGUUCAGGCGAACAAAAGACAUUAUCGAUGCACUUGAUGCACCGAUACCUCGGGACUGUAUUGAUGCCCGUAACACAUUAAACCAAGCACAGCAGGAGGCAUUUGACAGCAUUAUUGACCACGUUCUUAAAGGGAAACCUGGUGCAUUCUUCAUAGACGGGCCCGGAGGAACAGGUAAAACCUUCCUAUACAAUGCUCUCUAUGCAGAGGUUCGUUUGAUGAACAAGAUUGUCCUACCAACUGCGACAUCUGGAAUUGCAGCAUCAAAUAUACCUUCUGGGAGGACUGCUCACUCUCGGUUUAAAAUACCGAUAGAUUCUGAUGCUUCCCUUGCUUGCGAUGUUCCUAAACAGGGCAGUCUUGCAUGUUUACUAAAAGAGACAUCGUUGAUUAUUUGGGACGAAGCUUCAAUGGCAAGGAAAGAAAAUGUUGAGUCAUUAGACAUGCUUCUACGAGACUUGUGUGAUGAGAAUACCCUUUUUGGUGGCAAGCUUGUGGUUUUUGGUGGCGACUUCCGUCAGGUCCUGCCCGUCCUACCCCGCAAAACACAGCGAGAAGCUGUUGCUGCUAGCUUAGUGAGUUCUGUUCUUUGGCCUCGGUUCAUUAGGUUCAAUCUCACUGAAAAUGUUCGGGCAAGAGAAGAUCCCUACUUUUCUGCGUUUUUGCUUUCUCUUGGAAAUGGUGAGCUGCAAACCGGCGAGAAUGACCUUGUGCAAUUGCCAAUGCAGAUAGUACACCCAUCUGAGGUCGCUUCUGAUCCUAUUGCCGAACUUACUGCAAUUGCAUUUCCCGAGGUAGAUGUUUGCAGGUCCACCCCAGGCAAUUUCACAACAACGGCUAUACUGACCCCCCUGAAUGAAGAUGUUGAUGAUAUCAAUGCUACCCUGAUAGACAAAUUCCCUGGAGAAUCUGUUAUGUACAGGAGUUUUGAUACAGUUCUUGAUGAUAAUAGCGCGAUCUAUCCUCCUGAAUUUAUACACACCCUCUGCCCAGGUGGAAUGAGCCCAUACAAGCUCGUCUUGAAGAAAAAUUGUCCAGUUCUUCUGCUUCGCAAUAUCCUGCCUUCGUCUGGCCUGUGCAAUGGGACACGUAUGAUAUGCAAGAAUUUCUACCCGAAUCUGAUUGAAUGCAUGAUCACGACUGGGCAGCACAGCGGAAGCCAUGUUUUUAUACCCCGAAUUAGGCUUCGGCCGUCUGCAUCUUCCAAUUAUCCUUUCCAAUUUCAGAGGAAACAAUUCCCUAUAAAACUAAGCUUUGCAAUGACGAUAAACAAGUCACAAGGGCAAACACUAAGCCAAGUCUCCAUCUAUCUUCCCCAGCCGUGUUUCUCCCAUGGUCAGCUUUAUGUGGCAUUGUCUCGUGCUAGAAAAGCAUGUAACGUCAAAGUUGUUUCAAAACAAUCUCCGGGACACCAACCUGAGCACCAUGUUAGAAAUGUCAUCUCUUAUGAUGUGCUCAGAUUAGCCGGUAUCAUAUGAUAUACAGUUGUUGCUCCUUUUUGUGCCUUUUGGUUUGUGCUGCAAAUAUGCCCGUGAAAAACAGCCCACCUGUGUAGAAAAUCAUGCAAGCACAUGCAUUCUAAUGUCAUCUGCAGGUUCCUGUUGCAGAGGAAAUGUAUGAGCGAGGUUCAUGACGUAUCCCCUCAUUUUGCCCACAGUUCCAAUGGUG
Spinacia oleracea (spinach) is the source of this 5817-nucleotide messenger RNA. RefSeq lists its product as uncharacterized. Gene Ontology annotation, molecular function: DNA helicase activity. The record is from RefSeq and is a predicted model, not a curated record. Gene Ontology annotation, biological process: telomere maintenance; DNA repair. The coding region runs from base 1257 to 5627 and encodes 1456 amino acids. NCBI's taxonomy places the organism in Eukaryota, Viridiplantae, Streptophyta, Magnoliopsida, Caryophyllales, Amaranthaceae. The transcript has 11 exons.